AAGAAGCUGCCUAGAGGCAGAGAGAGAAGGGAAGCAGAGCAGCAUGGUCUAGGCUCUCCGGGAGCAGCAGGGACCUGUGACAGACAAGCGUAGCCAGGUAACAGGCUGGCAAGGAGCACACUAGCAGGUUGGAGGAGAGGGAACUAGGCUCAAAAGUUUUCUGCCCUGUGUGUCCUCCUGCCGUGGAAUGAAAGCAAAGAAAGGCAUCCGUUCCACAGUCCCAUCAGAGGAUUAGACAUUUCAGGAGUCAACACAGUGAUCCCAGGGAUUCAGUGACCAUGAAGCUUGAGGAAAAGCUAGAGGAGAUUGGCCACAUUGGAGGAAGGAGGGGGCCUUGUCUCAGUGAGACGUGCCAGGCAGAUGCGAAGCUGAGAGCAAACAGAAAAGGGGACGGCCCUGCAAAGCAAGAGGCAAAUGGCAAGAGCACUGUGCCCAGGAGAAGUCUCAACACGUACACCUGGCAGGAGGUCCAGAGACACAACCAGGAGGGUGACCAGUGGCUGGUGAUCAACCGGAAGGUUUACGAUGUCACCAAGUGGGCGUCCAGGCAUCCAGGUGGGCACCGGGUCCUCAGCCACUAUGCUGGGGAAGAUGCCACGGAUGCCUUUAGGGCCAUGCACCUGGAUCUGGACAUUGUGAAGCUGUACCUUAAGCCUCUGCUUAUUGGAGAGCUCGCCUCAGGAGAGCCUAGCCAGGAGAGAAACAAAAAUCCCCAGCUGGUGGAAGAUUUUCAAGAACUUCGCAGGACGCUGGAGGCUAUGAACAUGUUUGAUGCCAACCUGGGCUUCUUCUUUGUCCACCUUGCUCAGAUCAUGGUUUUCGAAGCCCUGGCCUGGCUCAUCCUGUGUCAUUUUGGCAGCGGCUGGACUGUUACCAUCUUCAUUUCUUUCCUUCUCACAGUUUCACAGGCUCAGAGCUCGUUUUUGCAGCAUGACAUAGGACACCUUUCCAUGUUUAAGACGUCCAAGUGGAACCAUCUGAUGCAUAAACUCGUCAUGUGCCACCUCAAGGGCCUGUCUGCAAACUGGUGGAAUUACCGACACUUUCAACACCAUGUAAAGCCAAACAUCUACCCCAAAGAUCCAGAUAUUGACGUGGGCCCACUGUUUCUGCUUGGAGAUUCCCAACCUGUCAAGUACGGCAAGAAGAAAAUCAAAUACAUCAACUAUGAAAAGCAGCACCUGUACUUCUACAUGGUUGGGCUCCCCUUCCUCAUGCCUGGGUAUUUCAAUCUGCAAUCCAUGCAAGUGAUGUACCUUCGAAAGUACUGGGUGGACAUUGUGUUUGUCAGCAGCUUUUACAUUCGACAUUUCAUCACUUUUGGUCCUUUCUAUGGAAUUUUUGGAACCGUGUUGCUCAUAUAUUUGGUCAAGUUUCUUGAAAGUCCCUGGAUCGCAUAUGUUACCCAGAUGAGCCACAUACCAAUGAGAAUGAGCGAGGAGGAGAACCGAGACUGGCUCAGCACUCAGGUCUUGGCCACCUGUAAUAUUGAACAGUCUUUUUUCAAUGACUGGUUCACUGGACACCUGAACUUCCAAAUCGAGCACCAUCUUUUCCCCACCAUGCCGCGCCAUAAUUACCACAAAGUGGCCCCACUGGUGAGGUCGCUGUGUGCCAAACACGGGUUGCUGUAUGUGAAUAAGCCCAUGUUGACGGCGUUUGGAGAUAUCGUCAGGGCCUUGAAGAAAUCUGCAGCCCUCUGGAUGGACACUUACUAUGAGUGAUGUGGCUCCAUCCAGCCUGCUGUGUCUCUGAAGGGGGUUAGUGAAUGUGCAAGAGCUCUUCACUGUUUAACUGGGAAUUAACUGGCACCACCGGCAAACCUGUGUUUGCCAAGGACAUGAACACGAAGACACCUGACAAGCCCUCUUCCCUGAAGGUCUUCACAAGCAAGAAGCAGAAGAAACACAAUACAACCUCAGCUGGAAUGGCAAAGGGAAAUGGGCGCUUACUGUGUUUGCUUUUUCAUUAUGAUCUUGAAUGUAGUCUAUCAAUAUAUGGUCAGAUCACCUCAUUCAAGGGGCAUAAGUACAGAAAUCAGGUAAAACCUUCCCAGAGAAAAUGAACAUAGGAGGAAGUAGACCAAAGGAGACUCAUCUGAUAGAGUAUUUUGGAAAACAGUGCAGUUGCUCUUAGAAGAUAAUAAUUUAUUUAAGUGAUCCCUGUUGCACAAAUUUUCACAUUUCUUUUCAAUUAUGUGGACUUCUUUUUCUUGAAAAGUUGAUUGGCAUUAAAAUAUCUUCAAACAGGUCA
Messenger RNA from Heterocephalus glaber (naked mole-rat), 2253 nucleotides. Its product is annotated as fatty acid desaturase 2-like protein FADS2B. Gene Ontology annotation, molecular function: oxidoreductase activity, acting on paired donors, with oxidation of a pair of donors resulting in the reduction of molecular oxygen to two molecules of water. NCBI's taxonomy places the organism in Eukaryota, Metazoa, Chordata, Mammalia, Rodentia, Bathyergidae. Gene Ontology annotation, cellular component: membrane. The record is from RefSeq and is a predicted model, not a curated record. Gene Ontology annotation, biological process: lipid metabolic process.